AUGGCGGCAGCGGCGCUGCCGAGGGAGUUUGGCUACGUGGCCGUGGUCGUCGUCCUCUACUCCCUCCUCAACUUCUGGAUGGCGGCCCAGGUCAUCCGAGCUCGCAAAAGGUAACUCCUCUCUCUCUCUCUCUCUCUCUCUCUCUCGCUCUGUAGUUCUCUGCUUCUCUGGCCUCUCUCUCCCUGAUCCGAUCAACCGGCAGGUACAAGGUCUCCUACCCCGCCCUGUACGCGCUCGAAUCAGAGAACAAGGACGCCAUGCUCUUCAACUGCAUCCAGGUCCCAUAAUCUCUGUGGCCACUAGUUUCCUAGCUUCUGGGAGAUGAGAUACUGACGGCGCUUUCCUCUUUUGUAUGGCGGCGGCUGUCAGAGAGGGCAUCAGAACUCGCUGGAACUGAUGCCUCUCUUCUUCGUCACCCUCCUCCUCGGCGGAAUCCAACACCCCGUCCUGGCGGCGGCGCUAGGAGCCCUCUACACCGUCUCCCGGUUCUUCUACUUCAGGGGCUACUCUACCGGCAUCCCAGAGAAUCGCAACAAGCUCGGGUAAGAGAGAGUAAGAGAGAGAGAGAGAGAGAGAGAGAGAGAGAGGAGGGAAACCCUAAUUCUAGCUGCUGCUAACUGGCGGCGCGGCCUUCUGCAGGGGGUUCUACUUCCUGGCGCUGGUGGGUCUCAUCCUCUGCACCGCCUCUCUGGGGAUCCGCCUCCUCAUCCGCGGGGUUCUGUAG
Spirodela intermedia is the source of this 724-nucleotide messenger RNA. The record is from the annotation of a GenBank genome assembly. Lineage: Eukaryota; Viridiplantae; Streptophyta; Magnoliopsida; Alismatales; Araceae.